Messenger RNA from Nematolebias whitei (Rio pearlfish), 3188 nucleotides. RefSeq names its product septin-9. The record is from RefSeq and is a predicted model, not a curated record. Gene Ontology annotation, biological process: cytoskeleton-dependent cytokinesis. Bases 240 to 2093 code for a protein of 617 amino acids. The transcript is spliced from 11 exons. NCBI's taxonomy places the organism in Eukaryota, Metazoa, Chordata, Actinopteri, Cyprinodontiformes, Rivulidae. Gene Ontology annotation, cellular component: septin ring; septin complex; cell division site. Gene Ontology annotation, molecular function: molecular adaptor activity; GTPase activity; GTP binding.
UUAAGGAAGAGAGGAGAGAAAGGGAGUGAUCAAGCUGCUCAACUCGUGUGUGUGUGUGUGUGUGUGUGUUUUUAACCUCCCUUUUCUCUCCUUCACCACCGGCUCCUAAUUUGGGAUUUGUUUAAAAUCAAGACUGUGCCUCUGGAAGACUUCUCCUUGCUGGGGAAAGGGAACACUGCUCCCUCUCUCUUUCUAUUGAACGCACAAACACACACGCGCACAAACAUUUCCUCCCCAAAAUGUCUGAUUCCACUGUCAACGCUCACUUGGAAGGGAUCAUAUCAGACUUUGAAGCACUGAAGCGGUCAUUUGAGGUGGAGGACACGGAUGCAUCCCCAAACCCAUCAUCACUCUCUCGCCGUACCUCUAACCCUCUCCGUUCAUCCACAUCCUCCACGUCCAGCCAGCGCAGCUAUGAUCUGAGCUCCCGCAACUCAGACUACUCCUCCUCCAGAUCUGCUGUCUCUGAGUCCUCCAAUCUACGUUCCCCAAAGUCCGGCAUGAGGCGCAUUGAGUUAUCAGGUCGUAACCCUGAUGCAGCCUCAUCCCGCCGGACAGAAAUGUCCAUCGAGGUCUCCUCCAAACAGAUUGACAACUCACCCAGCGCUGGCAUCGCCCGCUUUGGUCUCAAACGACCAGAGGUGAGCCUGAGCAGCCGGAGUAAUGCCCUGGACAGCUCCUCCAACUCCGUGAACAGGCGGGCAGAGUUCAGCAUGACAAGACCCCAAGAUCCCCCUGCCCCUCCCAGGAGGGUGGAUGCCCAGCUAUCCUCCACUCCUAUCUCUAGGAUUCCUGAGCCCCCUCAGAGAAGAGCAGAGCCCUCUUCUCCUCACCUCAGCCCAGUUGAUGGGUUCUCCAGGAGACCAGAGAUGCCAGUCUUCAGACAGCAGGACAGUUUGGUGUCAGGCAACGCAGUAGAGAAUAACCACCACACACCACCUGCACCUAUCACCCCUCUGCCAUCCCUGACAGAGCCACAGGUGGAGAAGGUGGUGUCACCUGUCACAGAGGUGCCCACAACCCGACCAACAGACAGACCAGAAGUGUUUCGCAGUAACAGCAGCAGCAGUGCCAUGUCUGAGGCAGUGGUGCCUGACACGAUGGUGUCCCCGGCGGUGUACGGAGAGAAGACCAGUGGUCCUGUCUUGGACUUCAGUUAUGUUGGUAUCGACGCCAUUCUGGAACAGAUGAGGAGGAAGGCCAUGAAGCAGGGUUUUGAACUCAACAUUAUGGUUGUUGGACAGAGUGGCCUUGGAAAGUCGACUCUAAUGAACACGCUGUUCAAAUCAAAAGUCAGCAGGAAGUCGGCGCUUGCUACAGCGCAGGAGAAGAUUCCCAAAACUGUUGAAAUAAAGUCCAUCAGUCAUGACAUUGAGGAGAAGGGGGUGAGAAUGAAGCUGACGGUCAUUGACACUCCAGGGUUUGGAGAUCAAAUCAACAAUGAAAACUGCUGGCAGCCCAUCAUGAAGUUCAUUAAUGACCAGUAUGAAGCGUACCUGCAGGAGGAGAUCAACAUCAACAGAAAGAAGCGGAUUCCAGACUCUAGAGUUCACUGUUGCAUAUACUUCAUCCCACCAACCGGACACUGUCUGCGACCUCUGGAUGUAGAAUUUAUGAGACGUCUCAGUAAGGUGGUCAACAUCGUCCCGGUCAUUGCCAAGGCAGAUACGCUCACACUGGAGGAGAGGGACUUCUUCAAAAAGAAGAUCAGAGAAGAGCUUCGAGCCAACGGGAUCGACGUGUACCCUCAGAAAGAGUUUGAUGAGGACGCAGAGGACAGGAUGAUCAAUGAAAAGAUCAGGGAGAUGAUCCCUUUUGCUGUGGUGGGCAGCGAUCAGGAGUACCAGGUUAAUGGCAGGAGGCUGCUGGGGAGGAAGACCAAGUGGGGAACUAUUGAAGUUGAGAACAUAGCCCACUGUGAGUUUGCCUAUUUACGGGACCUCCUCAUCAGGACUCACAUGCAGAACAUUAAGGACAUCACCAGCAGCAUCCACUACGAAAUGUAUCGCGUGAGGCGCCUCAAUGAGAACAACACUACGAUGGCUCAUGCCAACGGUAUCCAGGAACAUCAUCUGACCGCCCACGAGCUGUAGGCCCUACUAGCCCCGCCCCCGCCUGCAGAUUCAUGCAUUCAACUAUGAGACUUUGAUCUUCCCACCACUCCAGCUCCCGUCUCACAGGUGGGAUAGAAACACGCCCGAGGGACUUCAUUUUUAAUGACUCUGUGCGGCUUCAAGGACUCGACAUGUCAGUUUGACCUCUUUAAUGAUCCCUGCUCUGUUUGUUGCUGACAAAGACGGUGAAAAGAAGCCUUCGAGUUGUGCUGCAACUUCUUACAGAUCUCAGUUUGUCUGUGGCGCCAAAAUGUCUUUUUCUACCAAAUGGACUGGACUCUAACUUUGUGCCAGAUUUGCUUUAAUCACUAACAUUUUUGAUUUUAUUGUUUUGUUUGUGCAACUUAUAGGAGUUUGUGCCACAACAGAAGCAUUCUGUCCAUCGGCACCCACUUUACCACAUGUGUGGAAACUGGUGUUCAUUGCAUAUGAUCAUUGAUAAAAGCAUGUUGACAGAGUGUUGGAUAGUACUUUACCAACAUGCAUACAGCCAAAACAAUACAGCUCUUCUUGCACAACUAAAGGUUACCAAAUAGCACAUCAUGUUUGAUGUUUUUUUGUCACUUCUUUGGUUAAAUGUCCUUAUCCUAUUAAAUAUAGAUGUCAGGUCUUUUUACAAUCCCAGUUUUAAAUGUUUAUUAAUAGAAAUAUCUUUAGCGUGAUUUAAAAUGAAAACGUAUUUAUGCACGGUAUAAAAUGUGAAUGUUUUUCAUCAGCUGUGGUCCACUUAUUCAGAUUAUACAUCGCAAACUUGCUGACACGGGGAGUUUCCUGCUUUUUAGGCCCACUGUAGUGCCUUAUUUAUUGGAGAUUGUUUUGCUAGCAAACUGGAAGAGAGCGAGUUUUAAGUUCCACCGGAUAUACAUUUUUUUAAGCCUCCUGUGUCAUUUAUCUGAAAUAUUAUCCAGUCUUCCAUCGACCAGCCCACUUUGUUUGUAUUUACCACAAUGUACCAAGAACCUGUCUUUUAGCCGUAUCUUAUUCCCAAAGCUCUUUUAUAAUUGCCUCUGUUCUAAUACAAGUUUGUAUUUGUACUAUUGAUAACAAAUUUCCCUUUUAUUUUAAAGAAAUAAA